Molecule: messenger RNA, 943 nt
Organism: Emericellopsis atlantica
Lineage: Eukaryota; Fungi; Ascomycota; Sordariomycetes; Hypocreales; Bionectriaceae
Product: kinase-like domain-containing protein
Exons: 1
Coding region: 96-920 (274 amino acids)
Source: RefSeq, a predicted model, not a curated record
UGCAGUGAUUGAUUCUUCAGCGGCCCAUCUUCACGUUCACUUCAUCCUCCGGCCUUGUUUUACUAUCAAGCCAUUCGUAAACGACCCGCACCCAAAUGGCAUCUCCGACCACGCCGCCGCCGCCGCCGCCUCCUGGACGCGCAAUCCGAACACUCAUCCUUCUGCUUAUCAAAAUAAGAGGGAAUAGGCUCAUACGAAAACUUCUAAAGAAACAGACCGGCCCUUUUUAUAUCAAGGCCAGACAAGGAGGGAGCAUGACCGAAGCCAACACUAUACACUUCGUCGCCAACCACACGUCUAUACCCGUGCCGAAGAUAUACUACGCGUUCGUCCACAAAGGAACAGCAUAUAUAAUCAUGCGCCGUAUCAAGGGGCAAAUGGCAGCAUCUGAAUGGGCACUUCGUUCAGAUGAAUCGCAAACGAAGAUACUAGAGCAGCUACGCGGCAUGAUUACCGAGCUCCGCUCUAUUCCGCCGCCGGAAGGGACCAAGAUUGGUAGCAUCGACGGAGGGCCGUUCUGGGACUGUCGUCUGCCCAGGAAGUACUACUGGGGCCCGUUCGCUACUACACGCGAAUUCCAUCUCGCGCUAUCCGAUAAUAGUCCAUGGCACGCCAAAUGCCCCAACUUCCCUGACCUCGGCGAGCUUUUCGCAUUCUAUCAGCAAGCAGAAGAGAGCCAGUUGGUUCUCACCCACGGUGAUCUCAGCAGCCUCAAUAUUCUGGUCGAUGGGGAUACUGUCGUGGGCAUCGUGGAUUGGGAGACAGCAGGAUGGUUCCCGCCAUACUGGGAGUAUACAACUGCCAAAUAUGUGAACCCUUAUAACCCAUUCUGGGAGGAACCGGUCGAUCGUUUCAUAACGCCGAUGCCGCGGGAGUGGAAGAUGGAGACUAUCAGACGCAAGUAUUUUGGCGAUUUCUGAUGAGUUGGUGAGUUUCUGCGCCA